Triticum aestivum (bread wheat) is the source of this 1414-nucleotide messenger RNA. RefSeq lists its product as uncharacterized. NCBI's taxonomy places the organism in Eukaryota, Viridiplantae, Streptophyta, Magnoliopsida, Poales, Poaceae. The coding region runs from base 425 to 949 and encodes 174 amino acids. The record is from RefSeq and is a predicted model, not a curated record. The transcript is spliced from 6 exons.
ACACUCCAGGAGGCAGCCCGUGACUCUGGUCCAUCUGCGUUCCUCCUUUUGCCUCUAGGAGCAGGCUAGGCGGGGGAGGGGGGUUCAUCUAAGGCAGAGCAUGGAAAAAACCCAAAUCAGAGCGGGAGGCUGGAGUUUCUGGUAGAAGAGGAGGCGCCGGGACGGGCGGGCCGCCGGGGGAAUCCAGCGCCGGGCCGCAGCGGGCACCGCCUCCCCUGUCAUCUCGCGCCGCGGGCCAUUGUACGGAUCUAGCACAGGCCAGAUUAGGUCACGGGGAUGGGCUGUGCCAUGGCACAGGUCGUUAAUCCAGGGAGCGUAGAAAUCCAGAGCCGUCAUCCCGUCUGCGUGGCCCCGUCAUUGCGGGGUUGCUCUUGGAUCUCGAGGGAACGAGGACGGCGUCGAGGACGGCCGGCGGUGUGGUAGAAUGGAGGAGAGCGACCUGGAGUUCGUGCUAGAUCUGGUGGACAGAUUCCCACUUCGAGAAGAGUUCGCGGAUAACCUUGAGCACCCGGAUCCGGUGCCGCUGAGGCUGCUGCCCAGGGGGAGGCUGGCGCUCUUGGCCCGGAGGAUUCAAAUGGUGAAUCUGGUUAAUCGGGAGGCACCUCGAUGGACGAAAAGCUUAAGAGGGAGUGCACUGCCAGACAGAACUUCGUGUGCUUCACGGAUGAACGCACUGGACCAAUCCAUACGGAAGUUUGCUGAGGAACCGACAAAGAGUGUGAUUAAACCAGAAUUAGGAAUAAGUUUCGAUUCUUUGGACGAUGCAUACGACUUCUACAGUCUGUAUUCAUGGGAAGUUGGAUUCGGUAUUAGAUAUGGGCAAAGUCGACUGAAUGUAGAAAGAAUCAAGUCGAUGCAGGAGAUAGUGUGCGGUUGCUCGCUAAGUUGUGGGAGCUAUGUGCAGUUGUCUCCACUGCAUAUGAACCUGAGUCUGGUAUGUUUGGAUUGAAUGCAGAUGAGCUUUGUAAGGAAGACGACAAAAUAGACUGGGAUUAAACCAUUCAGGUUCCCCAUGAUGAUCAUGGAUUGUUGUUCCUUGUACAUUCUCGACAUUGAGAAGAAGAUUGUAAUGGUGCUUGAUCCAAUCCAAUAGAGACAGAUUCAUCAGAUGAGAUGAAGAGGAAGCAUGAGGCGCCGGCGAGUAACUUCCGGCGUAGCUUUUGCAGACCUUUUUAAUGACAUGUUUGGAGCUCGCUUCGUCGAGACGGCUGGAGAAGAGAAGCAUAGUUCAAUUACUGAAGAUAGAACAGCGUUUGCAUACAUAACAAGGCGGGACUGGUGUUCCAGUUUAAUUUGAAAUCCUUAUACAUAGUACUGUAGUAGACUGAGCAUACAAAAGGAUGAUUUGAGAAGACAAUGUUGGUUGCUGCAAGCAAACGAGCAGGAAUGCUAUUCAUGGCAUAUUGUUGAUUCA